This is a messenger RNA of Protopterus annectens (West African lungfish), 1773 nucleotides long. RefSeq names its product collagen alpha-1(I) chain-like. The coding region runs from base 1 to 1773 and encodes 590 amino acids. The record is from RefSeq and is a predicted model, not a curated record. Lineage: Eukaryota; Metazoa; Chordata; Ceratodontiformes; Protopteridae. The transcript has 3 exons.
AUGCAGAACUCUGAAAAGUUAAAGCGCCAAGAAUUCUGCUUAUCAGCAUUUAUAUUUCCAAAUUGCAGAGAUGGUCGUAAGACACCUUCAGGCAGAGAUGGUCAUAAGACACCUUCAGGCAGAGAUGGUCAUAAGACACCUUCAGGCAGAGAUGGUCGUAAGACUCCUGCAGGCAGAGAUGGUCAUAAGACACCUUCAGGCAGAGAUGGUCGUAAGACACCUUCAGGCAGAGAUGGUCGUAAGACACCUUCAGGCAGAGAUGGUUGUAAGACACCUUCAGGCAGAGAUGGUCAUAAGACACCUUCAGGCAGAGAUGGUCGUAAGACACCUUCAGGCAGAGAUGGUCAUAAGACACCUUCAGGCAGAGAUGGUCGUAAGACACCUUCAGGCAGAGAUGGUUGUAAGACACCUUCAGGCAGAGAUGGUCGUAAGACUCCUUCAGGCAGAGAUGGUCGUAAGACACCUUCAGGCAGAGAUGGUCAUAAGACUCCUUCAGGCAGAGAUGGUUGUAAGACACCUUCAGACAGAGAUGGUCGUAAGACACCUUCAGGCAGAGAUGGUCGUAAGACACCUUCAGGCAGAGAUGGUCAUAAGACUCCUUCAGGCAGAGAUGGUUGUAAGACACCUUCAGGCAGAGAUGGUCGUAAGACACCUUCAGGCAGAGAAGGUUGUAAGACUCCUUUAGGCAGAGAUGGUCGUAAGACACCUUCAGGCAGAGAUGGUCGUAAGACACCUUCAGGCAGAGAUGGUCGUAAGACACCUUCAGGCAGAGAUGGUCAUAAGACUCCUUCAGGCAGAGAUGGUCGUAAGACACCUUCAGGCAGAGAUGGUCAUAAGACACCUUCAGGCAGAGAUGGUCAUAAGACUCCUUCAGGCAGAGAUGGUUGUAAGACACCUUCAGGCAGAGAUGGUCGUAAGACACCUUCAGGCAGAGAUGGUCGUAAGACUCCUUCAGGCAGAGAUGGUCGUAAGACACCUUCAGGCAGAGAUGGUCAUAAGACUCCUUCAGGCAGAGAUGGUUGUAAGACACCUUCAGGCAGAGAUGGUUGUAAGACACCUUCAGGCAGAGAUGGUCGUAAGACACCUUCAGGCAGAGAUGGUCGUAAGACACCUUCAGGCAGAGAUGGUCGUAAGACUCCUUCAGGCAGAGAUGGUCAUAAGACACCUUCAGGCAGAGAUGGUCAUAAGACUCCUUCAGGCAGAGAUGGUCGUAAGACACCUUCAGGCAGAGAUGGUCGUAAGACUCCUUCAGGCAGAGAUGGUCGUAAGACUCCUUCAGGCAGAGAUGGUCGUAAGACACCUUCAGGCAGAGAUGGUCGUAAGACACCUUCAGGCAGAGAUGGUCAUAAGACACCUUCAGGCAGAGAUGGUCGUAAGACUCCUUCAGGCAGAGAUGGUCGUAAGACUCCUUCAGGCAGAGAUGGUCGUAAGACACCUUCAGGCAGAGAUGGUCGUAAGACACCUUCAGGCAGAGAUGGUCAUAAGACACCUUCAGGCAGAGAUGGUCGUAAGACACCUUCAGGCAGAGAAGGUUGUAAGACUCCUUUAGGCAGAGAUGGUCGUAAGACACCUUCAGGCAGAGAUGGUCGUAAGACACCUUCAGGCAGAGAUGGUUGUAAGACACCUUCAGGCAGAGAUGGUCGUAAGACACCUUCAGGCAGAGAUGGUCGUAAGACUCCUUCAGGCAGAGAUGGUCAUAAGACACCUUCAGGCAGAGAUGGUCGUAAGACAACUGGCUGUUUAAGUGCGGCAGUCGCUUCUCUAGUUAAAUGA